GGGGGGGGGGGGCAGUCACAAUGUCAGCUGGGUGUGCUGGGACUUGUAGUUCCCCUGGGGGUGUAUGCUGCCAUUUCUCACCACUCUGGAAAUGCUCAUUACCUGGCUGUCAUGCUGAUCCUCAGAGACCUGAAAUACUAAAGCCAAACGAGCAAGUGCACCGGAAACGUCCGACCUUUGCUGGCCGCACACUUAUUUGGGGGGUUAGCGCCCCUGAAAGUGUUAAAGAGAUGCCGGUCACAUAGCAUUUUCCACAGCAGCUGACAGUUCUGGGCGGAGCCUGUUCCAUAUGGUCACAUGGAAGCUGUGUUUGUUCAUUUGUGUGUUUAAUAAAGUUUUGUUUUUCAGGUUUUGCCGAGAUGCUGCUGUAUCUACGAGGGAGGUCUCUGCCCCUGGCCGGACGGUUAUUGAAGGACACUUCCCCGGGAUGCAGACGAUGGUUGUUUUCUCCAGCCGCCGCCGUCGGGCUUUACCAAAGGCCUCCGAACUCCAGGCCCCUCCCCAUGGAGCCUCUUUCCGCGUUUAACCUCAGAACGAGGCUGGGCCUCCACACUUCCAGCCAGCGGCAGGAGGCGGCCAAGGAAAGAACCCCGAUCACCGCAGUGCAGCACCGCUGGCAGGAAAUAAAGAAGACCCCGAGGCCGGCGUUCAUUCUAGGGGUCCUCGGAGCCACGCCCUUUAUGGCGGUGCCGCUCAUGAUGUGCUCUAUGCAGGUUUACCACUGGGGGCUGGCCUCGUCACAGGUGCUGUACGGGGCCUGCAUCCUGUCCUUCCUCGGUGGGGUCCGCUGGGGUUACACCUUUCCAGACAACAGCCCCGCCGGACCCAACUGGAGCAACCUGGCGACGGGCGCGGUCUUCCCGUACACGGCGUUCACCAGUCUGGCCACGGUAGCGUUGGGAAUAGGAUUCGGCCUUUCCUGGGUGGUUGAUGCUUUCGGGAUUAAAAACCUAAACCUGGCCCCCGUCGGCCCCCUCUGGUAUAAAUGGUUAAGAGGUCUGCUGACGUUCAUCGUUUUGGCUUCCUUGGUCGCCACGUUGGGAUGCGCCGGUUGGUAUGCCAACGCACCAAGAAGACGUCGAAGGAAAAGAUAAAAAAUUCGGGUUUAGUCCUCAGAAACCAGACGGCAAAGACCACCGAACCAACGGAGGGGCCCCGUGCCCGCGACUGGACUGGUCUAAAUACCCCCAGCUGUCCUCCUCUUUGAUGCCCCUCCUGAGGCCCCCGCCAUGGAUCUAUACCAGGUUGUUUGUUGUAUGUCUUUAUGAUUCUCCUUCUGGAGACAAAUAAAAACUUUUCUGUUAAAAAAAAA
This is a messenger RNA of Rana temporaria (common frog), 1312 nucleotides long. RefSeq names its product transmembrane protein 69-like. The transcript has 2 exons. Lineage: Eukaryota; Metazoa; Chordata; Amphibia; Anura; Ranidae. The coding region runs from base 360 to 1094 and encodes 244 amino acids. The record is from RefSeq and is a predicted model, not a curated record.